This is a messenger RNA of Trematosphaeria pertusa, 1729 nucleotides long. RefSeq names its product GABA permease. The transcript is spliced from 3 exons. Bases 1 to 1584 code for a protein of 527 amino acids. The record is from RefSeq and is a predicted model, not a curated record. Gene Ontology annotation, molecular function: transmembrane transporter activity. Gene Ontology annotation, biological process: transmembrane transport; amino acid transport. Lineage: Eukaryota; Fungi; Ascomycota; Dothideomycetes; Pleosporales; Trematosphaeriaceae. Gene Ontology annotation, cellular component: membrane.
AUGCGCCCGCGCCAGGACAGCACCGCCGACGAGCUCCAGCUGGAAGCGCUGGGGCACAAAGGGGAGCUUCAACGGAACUUCUCGCCCCUCUCGAUGCUAGGCCUAGCAUUUGCGAUUCUCAAUUCCUGGACUGCGCUCUCCGCUUCGCUGUCUCUUGCGCUCCCGAGCGGUGGUUCUACGAGCGUCAUAUGGGGCCUGGUCACGGCUGGCGUGUGCAAUCUUUGCUUAGCGGCGUCUCUGGCCGAGUUUCUGUCGGCGUAUCCUACGGCAGGUGGACAAUACCACUGGGUCGCUGUCAUCUCGUGGAAGCGAUGGGUCCCCCUUCUCUCAUGGAUAACCGGCUGGAUCAAUGUUUCCGGAUGGAUUGCCCUGGUUGCCUCUGGAGGACUGCUCGGCUCGCAGCUGAUCGUCGGCGUCAUUGCGCUAUACGUUCCUGACUAUAGCCCCGAGCGCUGGCAUCAGUUCUUGAUCUACAUCACCUACACCGUUAUCGCCUUUUUGGUCAAUGCCUUCAUGAACGAUCUGCUUCCAUACGUCAACAAAGCAGCAAUCACGUGGUCGAUUACUGGGUUUCUUGUGAUAACUAUCACGGUUCUGGCGUGCGCCUCGCCAAACUAUGCUUCGGCACAUUUUGUCUUCGCAGACUUCAUCAAUGAGACGGGAUGGCCCGACGGUAUUGCGUGGUUGCUUGGUCUUCUUCAAGGCGGGCUAGGCCUAACCGGGUACGAUGCCGUCGCGCACAUGAUAGAAGAAAUACCCAACGCUUCCGUCGAAGGACCUAAGAUCAUGAUCUAUUGCGUGGCUAUCGGGACCUUCACAGGCUUCAUCUUCCUGAUGAGCCUCCUUUUCGCGUCUGGAGGAGAUGCUGAAUCUAUCAUUUCCUCCCCAGCCGGCCCUGUUUUGCAGAUUCUGUAUAAUGCGACGCAGAAUCGUGCUGGAGCCGUGUGUCUUCUCAUAUUCCCGCUAGCCUGCCUUCUGUUCGCAACGACUUCUAUCAUGACGACGUCUUCCAGGAUGACCUACGCGUUUGCACGAGACGGCGGGCUUCCGGCUUCAAAGUUCUUUGCUAAGGUGCAUGCCAGGCUAGGACUGCCUCUGAACGCGCUUAUCCUUACCACAGUCCUAACGAUUAUCUUCGGAUGCAUCUUCCUCGGCUCUAGUAGCGCCUUCAAUGCUAUCAUCUCUGCCUCGGUGGUUGCGCUGGGUGUGAGCUAUGCCGUUCCGAUAGCUAUCAAUGUCCUGCGCGGAAGGAAGAUGCUGCCUCCAAGGGCGUUCAAGCUACCAAGCGCAUUCGCGUGGUUUGCGAAUCUCUUGGGAAUUGCCUAUGUCAUUGUUACGACGGUGCUGUUCGUUUUCCCUCCGGAAUUACCUGUGACAGGGAACAACAUGAAUUACUGUAUCGUUGCCUUCGCCAUAAUCAUCAUCAUAAGUACAGUCCAAUGGUUCGUAGAUGGAAGGAAGAAUUUCACUGGGCCGCGAACGGAUAUGGGGUUGGAGGUCCUCGAAGCAGUCAAGGGCCAGCAGAACGGGAUGGGCGUCACAGACCCUAAACGAGACGUCGAAGAACCCUCUUCAGGUGCAUAGACGGCAGUAACAUCAUUGUACACCAAGAAGCUUCAUUGUGUCUCAGCAAGGUGCCAUCAGGACCGUCGCCCAUGAAUCGCGUUCGGCUCGAUGCUACUAUUUCACCAUUAUGACCCCGCUACCCAUUUUGGCAACCGCGACCCUC